Capsicum annuum is the source of this 1809-nucleotide messenger RNA. RefSeq lists its product as uncharacterized. Lineage: Eukaryota; Viridiplantae; Streptophyta; Magnoliopsida; Solanales; Solanaceae. Gene Ontology annotation, molecular function: nucleic acid binding; RNA-DNA hybrid ribonuclease activity. Bases 233 to 1528 code for a protein of 431 amino acids. The record is from RefSeq and is a predicted model, not a curated record. The transcript has 5 exons.
UUUUCCUAUUUUUUCAUUGGUUUUUCCUUUUAGUACUUACUACCUCUACCUUAUUGGACAUUGACUCCUUAGCCUGAAAGUCUCCUCGUUUUCCUUCCUUGUUCAUGCUCUCAUGUUUCUUUUGUCCUUUGCUUUCCCAAAAACCAAUCAAAUGUUACUAGACAUACAUGCAUAAAUUGUAAAAAAAAUAAAAUGUUUUAGUAAGAGCGAGCAAGAAUUUGGACACAGCAUAAUGUCAGUGACAAUGGGUCUGAUCAACUUUCUUCUAAUUUCAGCCAAAAUUUUGCUCUCUUGUUCUUUCUGGAUAUUUUGCAGACCAUCAGUAACAUUGCUGUGUCCUUUAUAUGCAUCAAUUCGGGCGGUAGAAAGUGAUAAAGAAUCCAGCUACCGAAAGUGUCUUCAAUAUUGGGUGCUAUUUGGAUUAACCACAAUAUUGGAAUUGACUCUUGCGAAGCCUUUAACAGGGUUCUUGUUUUGGCGUUAUGCAAAAGGAUUAGCGUCCUUGUUGCUCAUACUGCCUCAGUUUGGUGUUGCCUCGUAUGUGUAUACGAAGUUUCUUAAGCCAUGUCUAUCCCCGAAUCCACGCAUAGAAAAGAUCACAGAGAAGAAUGAGUGCAUGGCCAUGGAGUGCAUUGAUUAUUUUGAUACUGCACCCCAACAGGUUGAACAGGAUGAAAAGGACAACCUGCAAAAUUUGGUCUUUUAUGAGGCUGAAUCUUCUCCUACAUGCAUAUGUGAUCGAACAAUUUACCCUAAGAAAGUUCAAAUGGAAUGGAGCUGUGCUCUCUGUCUGGUGAGCACUUCGAGCGAGAAAUGUCUAAAGCAACACAUCCGAGGCCGGAAGCACAAAUUAAAGGAAGAAGAAGAAAGGAAACACGAAAUGAUGUCAAGGAACGAAGCUAAAUUUGCUUCGAAGUUGGAUGGAAAUUACUUAAGAGAUUUAUUUGAGAGUUUGAACCAGUUGAAAUCUCUAAAGUUUGUGGAAUUAAGAGGCUUUCAUUUGCCUAUCAGAAGACCAUUUAGGUUCUGCACUUGGAAAAAGCCCGAACGUGGAUGGAUAAAGCUAAAUACGGAUGGAUCUAUAGACCGGAAAAGAGCUGGUCUUGGUGGUUUACUUCGCGAUGAUGAAGGUGUUCCUAUAUGUGCUUGUGUCUCCGAAGUUCCAUGUGAUGAUAUCUUCUUGGUUGAGUUACUGGCUAUAUGGAGAGGUCUUACGCUUGCUCUCAAUAUCGGGAUCAAAAUGAUAUGGGUAGAAUCCGACUCGAUGAGUGCAGUGAAAGCUAUAAACAAAGAGCAGUCACAUAAUCAGAAGGCUGCAAGCUGUCUCCAACACAUUUGGAAAAUCUUGAGCAAGUUUCAGAAGUACCAAGUCACUCACUCGUGGCGUGAAACAAACCGAGCUGCUGAUUAUUUAUCGAAGAUGGAUAUAUCAGGAAGUGACAUUGUUAUUUGGCCUACAGAUUUUCAGAGUUCCCUUUGUAAAAUUAUUGCAGAAGAUGCUCAAGGAAGCUUGUACCUUAGACGCUAAUCCAUUAGCCCAUCAAACAUCGCUAUUUAGGACGCGAUUUAGAAUCUCAAAGAAGCUGUUAUAUGUACAUCAGCUUUUGUUGCUAACACCGCCUGGAAAAACUGCAGGCUUGUUGUACAUUAUACAGGUAAGUAAUUUUUCGUUUCCAAAACAUAAGUGCCAACUUGUACGCACUUUGACUAAUCCACUAUGUACCUGCAACCUUCUACGGUAAUCUCCCAGUUGCAAAUGUGUUCACUACCUUGUAAAUAAGCUUCUAAUCAAAUUUGCCAUUCUUGCUA